AUGGACGAUUGGUUGUUUGAAUUCGCUCAGUUAUUCCGAACCCACGUCAGAAUCGACCCGGAUGCUUAUAUCGACUUACACGAGAUCGGAAUGGAAUUGUGUUCCGAAGCUCUGGAAGAAACCGUAACAAGUGAAGAAUCUCAAACUCUAUUCGACAAAGCGGCUUCAAAGUUCCAAAGAAGAUGCUCUGCUGCAAUGGCUGAUUUUAACCUAGAUACAAAUGAUUAUGUGUAG
Molecule: messenger RNA, 234 nt
Organism: Lactuca virosa
Lineage: Eukaryota; Viridiplantae; Streptophyta; Magnoliopsida; Asterales; Asteraceae
Source: the annotation of a GenBank genome assembly